CCAAUUUAUUCUACACAUUCAUGAAAAAUGUUGAAGACUACAAUGUAGCAGUUCAUAUCUGCCUUGGCACGGAAGAUUAGGGAACAUAGCCCAAUGCAAUGGACAGUACACCAUAUUUCCCGUCCAAUACGGCAAACUCAAUAUUAAUCCGGGACAUCGAACCUGGGGGGAAUCGUCGCAUCUUCUAAAAACACGUCACAUCUGUCAAAUAUAAUCCAAUAAAAAGAAAAAGUUUUAGUCUCAUUCUCAAGCCAAAACACAAAUCACGGGCGAAGGAAAUAAAAACACAGCGGGUUGCAGAAUGACUGCUAAAUUAACCGGCACUUCCGCUUGCUCAAAGCUCAGAAAUGAGUAUAAUGAUUGCUUUAACAGGUGGUAUUCGGAGAAAUUUAUGAAAGGGCAAUGGGACAAAGAAGAGUGCGUGGCUGAGUGGGAAGCAUACAGAGCGUGCAUCAUGAAAAAUGUGGAAGACAAGAAUUUGAGUCGCUUAUUAAAACUGGAGGCUACAGCAUACCCAACUGUUUCUGAUCCAGGUCGUCCAUUGCAUUCUGAAGAUGGAUCUAAGUAGAAUAGUCAUCAUGUGUUUCUAGUAACAUGUUUUUGGUGGAACCCAGGAUCUGUAAUGCUGUGCAAUUAUUGAGCAAGCUUGAAUAAAUGAUGAGGUAUCAUUAACUAGCCAUAAAAACAAUUUCUAACAAAGGCCAAGUUGAAUUAUCCCUUUGAACUUGAAUCUGCAAGCAAACAUUUAAAGCAACAAGAGAGCUUUCGUUAGCUAUGGUGCCAUUUAAGACAUUGUGCAAAAUAUCGAUUGGCUAGUUCACAUCCUGAGCUCACUAUGAUUCUACUCCAAAAGCAUCACAUGGUCCAAUGUAAAUUGAGUCUGACUUGAUGAAUUUAAUGUAAUCUCCUCUGAAUAGAAUUGUAAAUAUUGCAACAGAUACAUUUCAUUUCCUUUGUAUUCCUUGGGAAAUUAAAUAUUCUUGGCAUUCUUCAGGUGUGGAGAGAACAUGUACACGCUAUAUAUCAAAUUUUAAGAAAGUGUACAGAUGCGAAAGGUCUUGGGCAGUGGCUAUUUCUUUACAAAGAGAAGAUGUACUUCAGUUGUUUGAAUAUUUUGUAAAGAAUGUUUGCUAUUGUGUUCAUUAGUUGUGCAUUUUUUAAUCCUUCAAAAGUAUUAUGGCUUUAGAGUUGA
Cryptomeria japonica (Japanese cedar) is the source of this 1192-nucleotide messenger RNA. RefSeq lists its product as uncharacterized. Bases 302 to 568 code for a protein of 88 amino acids. Lineage: Eukaryota; Viridiplantae; Streptophyta; Pinopsida; Cupressales; Cupressaceae. The record is from RefSeq and is a predicted model, not a curated record. The transcript has 4 exons.